This is a messenger RNA of Chlorocebus sabaeus (green monkey), 2456 nucleotides long. NCBI's taxonomy places the organism in Eukaryota, Metazoa, Chordata, Mammalia, Primates, Cercopithecidae. The record is from RefSeq and is a predicted model, not a curated record.
UUCCCAAAGUGCUAGGAUUACAGACAUGAGCCACGGUGCCUGGCCCUAAAAUUUUUUAACAAUUCUUCAGUAUAGUCAAAUAUUCAUUGUUCAAAAAUAUCCAUUGUUCAAAUUUCCCCAAUAUCUUUUUUUUUGUUUUCCCAGUUGGGUUAAAAUUUGGCUCCAAACAAGGUCUGCACGUUGCGUUUUUGUGCUGUCUCUAAAGACUCCCUUUCUUUUUUUCAUGUAAUGCAUUUGUUGAGGAAACCAGGCUGCCUGGAAGGAUGAGCCUGGGGGAAUGAGGGAGAGGAAGAGAGGGGGCAGGGAGGAGAGAAGGAUGGGUGUCCAGAUAGACGUGCCACCCAUGCUGGGGGACACAGGCAGGAUGUGGAGGCCUGUCUCCCUAACUGGGAGGGGAGGCCAGGGCUGCUGAAGGGUGGAGCCCAACCCUGGGUGCCCCCCUCCCUCCACCACAUCCAGCUGCUGGAUGUGAGGGGAGAUAGAAAGACGGCCUGAGUCAGGAGCAGGGGCAGAGCUCGGGUUGUGGAGGGGUCCCGCUGCUCACGUCAGACUGGAGGUGAGGAAGGGGCGGGGCCUGACAGCAGGCCUGGAAGGAACAGGAUGUCGAUGCUGGAGAGGGAGAGAGAGGACAGUGCCAAAACCCAGCUCCUGGCCAGUCCCCAGCUCCUCCCUGCCUGGCCCUAUCCCAGGAUCCCCUCCCCGGCCUCUCAGCUAUGAUCUACCCCAGGGCCCAGACAUCAGGCGCCUUCACAAUGCCGGUGGUCAGUGGUCCAGGUCCCUUGUUCUGCCUUCUCCUCCUGCUCCUGGAACCCCACAGUCCUGAGACGGCGCGUCCUCCUCUGCGCAGGUUUGAAUACAAGCUCAGCUUCAAAGGCCCAAGGUUGGCAUUGCCUGGGUCUGGAAUACCCUUCUGGAGCCAUCAUGGAGAUGACAUCCUGGGCCUGGAAGAAGUGCGGCUAACACCAUCCAUGAGGAACCGGAGUGGCGCCGUGUGGAGCAGGGCCUCUGUCCUCUUCUCUGCCUGGGAAGUAGAGGUGCAGAUGAGGGUGACGGGAUUGGGGCGCCGGGGAGCCCAGGGCAUGGCCGUGUGGUACACCCAGGGCAGGGGCCAUGUAGGCUCUGUCCUCGGGGGACUGGCCUCAUGGGACGGCAUCGGGAUCUUCUUUGACUCCUCGGCAGAGGAUACUCAGAACAGUCCUGCCAUCCGUGUGCUGGCCAGCAAUGGGCACAUCCCCUCUGAGCAGCCUGGGUAUGGAGCCAGCCAAGUGCUGGGCUCCUGUCACUGGGACUUCCGGAACCGGCCACACCCCUUCAGAGCACGGAUCACCUACUGGGGGCAGAGGCUGCGCGUGUCCUUGAACAGCGGCCUCACUCCCAGUGAUCCAGAUGAGUUCUGUGUGGAUGUGGGGCCCCUGCUUUUGGUCCCUGGAGGUUUCUUUGGGGUCUCAGCAGCCACCAGCACCCUGGCAGGUGAGGAUCCCACUGGUCAGGUUCCCCCUCAGCCCUUCCUGGAGAUGGAGCAGCUCCGUCUGGUGAGGCAGCUGGAAGGGCUGCGGGCAAGGCUGGACCUGGGCACCAGGGCGGAUGUAACUCCAGAGUCAGGCUCUGAAGCUCAAGGAGAAGGGGAAAGGCUCUUUGACCUGGAGGAGACGCUGGGCAGACACAGCCAGAUCCUUCAGGCUCUGCGGGGUCUCUCCGAGCAGCUGGCCCAGGCUGAGAGGCAAUGGAAGAAGCAGCUGGGGCCCCCAGGCCAAGCCAGGCCUGAUGGAGGCUGGGUGAGUAGCCCCACAAGCAUCCAAGGCUCCACCUGCGGGCCUGAAAGAGGAGCAAGCACUAGGCUGGCCCUCCUGCAGGACUCUGCUAAGGUCGAUGCCCUGCUCCAUGGACAGAGGACUCUGCUCCAGGCCCUGCAACAGAUGAGGGAUGCAGCUGUCCGCAUGGCUGCAGAAGCCCGGGUCUCCUACCUGCCUGUGGGCACUGAGCAUCAUUUCUUAGAGCUGGACCACAUCCUGGGCCUCCUGCAGAAGGAGCUUCAGGGCCUGGCGAAGGCAGCGGCCAAGGCCCCCCGCCCACCUGGCCAGCCCCCAAGGGCCUCCUCGUGCCUGCAUCCUGGCAUCUUCCUGUUCUUCCUCCUCAUUCAGACUAUAGGCUUCUUCAGCUACGUGCACUUCAGGCAGGAGCUGAAUGAGAGCCUGCAAGAGUGUCUGUCCACAGGCAGCCUUCCUCUGGGUCCUCUACCACACACCCCCAGGGCCCCGGGGAUUCUCAGGAGGCAGCCUCUCCCUGCCAGCAUGCCUGCCUGACCCACCUCAGAGCCUGCUUUGCAUCACUGGGAAGCAGGCAGUGUCUGGGGUGGGUGCUUGAUCAGCAUCCUCUUCGUCUGGGUGCCCAGCUCCCACCCACACCUGAGCUUUCAGCACACUCCCAUCUUAUUAAAGGUGAUUUCCCUCUCCCCA